GUCUCGCGGUGGUAGGCUGAUAUCGCGGUAUUUGGGUCAUGUGACAAUUUGCUGAAACGUAUGAUACAGCCGUCUUUUAGACGAGGCGACUGAGCAGAGCAGACACGCAGAGCGUGCUGCUGCAGAGAUUUACUAAUCAUGGUGCUGUUGCACGUGUUGUUCGAGCAUGCGGCGGGCUAUGCGCUGUUUGCAGUCAAAGAGGUGGAGGAGAUCGGUAUGCUGCUUCCUCAGGUGGAGGAGAGCGUGCUGAACAUUGGAAAGUUCAACAGCAUGGUGAGCUUGGCUGCCUUCUUCCCCUUCAAGUCGGCCCAGGCUGCUCUGGAGAACAUUAAUGCCGUUUCUGAAGGUGUGGUUCAUGCUGAUCUGAAGUUGUUCCUAGAGACAAACCUGCCCCUCUCUGGGAAGAAAAAAGCUAUUUUGGGGGUUUCAGAUGCCAAGAUCGGAGCAGCUUUACAGGAAGAAUUUAGCAUUUCCAUCCAGACUGGAGGGGUGGUGGCAGAGAUAGCCAGAGGUGUGCGUCUGCAUUUCCACUCUCUAGUCAAGGGUCUGACUGCUCUGGCUGCCUCCAAAGCACAGCUGGGUCUUGGCCACAGCUACUCCAGAGCUAAAGUGAAGUUCAAUGUCAACAGGGUCGACAACAUGAUCAUACAGUCCAUUGCUCUGUUGGAUCAGCUAGACAAAGACAUCAACACUUUCUCCAUGCGUGUCCGUGAAUGGUAUGGCUACCACUUUCCAGAGCUGAUUAAGAUCGUGUCAGACAACUCUACAUACUGCCGCAUGGCUCAGCUCAUCGGAAACAGGAAGGAGUUGUCGGAGGAGAGUCUGGAGAGUCUAGAGGAGGUGGUGAUGGAUGCCGCCAAGGCGCAGGCCAUCCUGGAUGCAUCACGUUCCUCCAUGGGUAUGGACAUCUCUCCUAUUGACCUGAUCAACAUAGAGAGAUUCUCCAAUCGUGUAGUGUCUCUGGCUGCCUAUCGACUGGAGCUGCAGGAGUACCUGCGCUCCAAGAUGAGCCAAGUUGCUCCAAAUCUAGCAGCCUUAAUUGGAGAAGUGGUGGGAGCUCGUCUGAUCUCCCAUGCUGGCAGUUUAACCAACCUGGCCAAGUACCCAGCCUCCACCGUCCAGAUUUUGGGAGCAGAGAAGGCCCUGUUCAGAGCCCUAAAGACUCGUGGCAACACCCCGAAGUAUGGGCUCAUCUUCCACUCCACCUUCAUUGGACGUGCUGCUGCCAAGAACAAGGGCCGGAUCUCCAGAUAUCUGGCAAAUAAGUGCACCAUCGCCUCACGCAUUGACUGUUUCUCUGAGGUACCCACAAGUGUGUUUGGUGACAAGCUGCGUGGACAGGUGGAGGAGCGCUUGUCUUUCUAUGAGACGGGUGAUGUGCCACGGAAGAAUGUGGAUGUCAUGAAGGAGGCUGUAAAAGAAGCUACUGAUGUUGCAACCGAGAUCAAGCGGAAACUGGAUAAGAAGGAAAAGAAACGCAGGAAGCGUGAGAAGAAGUUGCAAGAAGAAACCGGUGAAACCAACGGUGAAGUGCAGGCAGAGAAUGACGUGAAGAAAAAGAAGAAGCAGGUGGCCGAGGACAUUGAGGUCGCAGCAGAGGAGAGCCCUGCUGCAGAGAACGGAGCGGAGGACUCCUCUGCCAAGAAGAAAAAGAAACGAAAAGCUGAGGUAGAAAUCCAGGCAGAGGAAGCUGCUGCUACAGAUAAUGGAGCGGAGGAAACGGAUACUCCUGCCAAGAAGAAAAAGAAACGAAAGACUGAGACUAAGGAUGCAGAGCCAGCAGAAGAGACUCCAGAAACCCCUGUGUCUGAAAAGAAAAAGAAAAAGAAGAAAAAAGAGACCUAGAUUAUGUGGUCAAAGACUGAAUCUUUAUAAUUGUGUACAGUUUCUUUUUUUUAUUCUUUAAUUUGAAGCUUGUUUAUGUAAGCAGCUAUAUGUUGCACUGUCUAUUGUGGCACCCUUAAAGCAGAUUAGACUGCAAAUAAAUGCUUAACUGUGCCUUGACCAGUGACCUUUACUUGUACUUCUGUAAAUAACUACCAUUAAACUUUUUGACAAGUAAAAAC
Messenger RNA from Sander lucioperca (pikeperch), 2066 nucleotides. RefSeq names its product NOP56 ribonucleoprotein homolog (gene nop56). The record is from RefSeq and is a predicted model, not a curated record. Gene Ontology annotation, cellular component: box C/D methylation guide snoRNP complex; small-subunit processome. Lineage: Eukaryota; Metazoa; Chordata; Actinopteri; Perciformes; Percidae. Gene Ontology annotation, molecular function: snoRNA binding. The transcript has 12 exons. The coding region runs from base 139 to 1845 and encodes 568 amino acids.